This is a messenger RNA of Porites lobata, 468 nucleotides long. The record is from the annotation of a GenBank genome assembly. NCBI's taxonomy places the organism in Eukaryota, Metazoa, Cnidaria, Anthozoa, Scleractinia, Poritidae.
AUGGAAAAAAUGACAGGUGCUAUUACUGUACUGGAUAGAGCAUACUUUCAUUCAGAUACUUAUAUUAAUCUUAAGUCAACCGAUGUAAAAGAAUUACUUGCUAAAGUUAUUCGUAAUCUUUUCAAAAAUAUUAGUAUUUAUCAGAAUAACGGUAGUGGGUGGUAUUUUAAAGAAUUACUUAAUCUUGAAAUUCACACUUUUGAUUUUAAUCCAAUGAGGGGGUCUUCUUAUAUUCCUCUCCCAGAGUGGAUAAUGCGAAAGAAAGCUAUACUUAACAUUCGAAACACUGAUGAGAAAAGUUUUCUAUGGUGUGUACUUAGAUAUCUUCACCCAAAAGAGAAAAAUGAUGACCGAAUAGCAGAUUUAAAACAGUACGAGACUACUCUAAAUACCAGAGGAAUUAGUUUUGCAGUUAAACUAAAAGACAUUUCCAUACUUGAAGCGCUUAAUCAUCAAUACCAGGAAUAA